Hemicordylus capensis (graceful crag lizard) is the source of this 2972-nucleotide messenger RNA. RefSeq names its product TAFA chemokine like family member 3 (gene TAFA3). Gene Ontology annotation, molecular function: receptor ligand activity. Bases 483 to 992 code for a protein of 169 amino acids. The transcript has 7 exons. The record is from RefSeq and is a predicted model, not a curated record. Lineage: Eukaryota; Metazoa; Chordata; Lepidosauria; Squamata; Cordylidae.
CGCUGCGGCCCUUCCGUGCGCUCGCCUCGGCAUGCCCAGCCGCCCCCAGAGGAAGCUGAGGUUCAGGUUGGCCGCGCACGGAGCAAAGGCAGCCUGAUGCUUUGCCGUGCGGAGCCUCCUCUAAAGGCUGAGCGCGCGUGCCGAGCGGCAGGACGAAGGAAGGAGCCGGGCAGUCCUGCCGGAGGGACGGGGAAGAGAGGCGAUGCCAGCCUGCCCCUGGCGCUGCCAGCCGGGCACGUGGCGGCGCUGCUGACUCCCAGCCGCGGCGGACGGAUCCGGACGGACGGGCCGCCCGGGGCGCAGCACGCUGGGGAGGAGAUGGGCAGCGGCGUCGGCGUGGCCCGUCGUAAGGACUCGACGGCAGCAGAGCCGCUGUGAAGGGGUGCCAACAGAUGCCCUGAUGUUUGCCCUUCUUUGCAAAUACCGAGUCUAUCUGAGAUUGGCAAAUGCACUGACGGUAGCUGUGAAGCCCCAGUAGGAGAAUGAGUGAGGGGGACAUCCGAAGCUUGAGCAAAGGGGUAUUGGUGCUCUCUCUCUGCCUUAUAACGCUAUGGGGAAGGCUGACGCUGGCCUCAUCACACCACAGAAGCCAUUCAGAGGCAACGAACAGACAGAAAUCCUGGGUUCUGAUGCAGCAAAGCACAGCAAAUGUGACAAAGAAUCAAGAAGGGGUAUACCAGUUUGUUGGAAGGAGCAUUCAAUCAUUGCACAUAGAGCCUGGCACAUGUGAAGUCAUUGCUGCCCACAGAUGCUGCAAUAAGAACAAGAUUGAAGAGCGCUCACAAACAGUGAAAUGUUCCUGCUUUCCAGGUCAGGUGGCUGGGACAACACGUGCUGCUCCUUCGUGUGUAGACGCCUCAAUAGUGCUUCAGAAGUGGUGGUGCCAAAUGCAACCAUGUCUAGAAGGAGAGGAGUGUAAGGUGCUACCUGAUUUGUCCGGAUGGAGCUGCAGUACUGGAAACAAAGUAAAGACAACCAAGGUCACACGGUAGAUUUGGGAAGAUCUACCUGAUAGCAUCUGUGUUGACAUGACCAACAUGAUGAAAAUGGCACAACAUGGCUUUUGUUCAGGUGCGAGAUGUUCCUUGUGUGCUCUGCCGAGCUGGAAAGAGGAGGACUUCCUUGGCACCGGGUAGAAUGCAGCUGUGCUGGUACAGGAUGGCUAUUCUUCAUGUGCACUUUAAUGUUCUUCCUUUAGUGCAACUGCUAAGGGAAUGGUGCCACAGUUUUCUCCCUCCUGCUAGAACAGCACCAAGGAUUACAGAAAAGGGUUGACAUGCCUGUCUGGGCAGGGAUCUUGGAAAAUGCCCCUUGUUUUGAAGAUUAAAAUAUUGCAUCAACUACUGAUUCAGUGCAGCCUCUGAGGUAUUUAACCAUCAAUUGCUACUAAGUCUACAAUAAUGGGUCUUGAAUGCAAGAACUCCCUUCUGCUCAAUGUUUACUCUCCAUGCCAUGGAUAUACCUGCAAGAAAAAACAAAUUUCUUCCCCUCCUACUCAACUGAAUGUUGGAAUUGCAUAGAAUCUCUUGAUGGCUACAAAGGAAAAAGCAGCUUUCCUUCCUUUUUGUUCUCCUGUGUCUGUAGGUUGGCUAUGAUGAUUGCUGAGAGAAUCAAGGUGUUGUGUGGGUAUCUCAUUUUCGGUUUUAAAAAACCAGUGCAAAAUAUUCCCAAUUUUUGUUUUGCUGUUUUCAAAGCAGAUAGGCUUUGAGUAAGGGUUUGAAAAAAAUGAACCACAUUCCAAUGUCUGUGUGGUGUGAAACUAGAGGAACUCCAAGGAAGACCAUGGAGUUGCUCCAGCAUUUAUCCAGAUACCCAGUUUCAGAUUGUGAACCUGAAGUUAUAGGAUCUACAGCUUAGAUAACAAUUUGUUAGACCUUGUUGGAAACACUGGUGAGAAGAACAAAUAGUCAUAGAGCAUUCUGAGGUUGUUGUCUCCCCGCCCUCACAAGGAGCAAGAAGUGUUAUCUCUGAUUUCCUGCCCCACCCCCAGCUCGAUAAUUACACUAAUCAGGCUUACUGUCCCUUCUUUUUUCUCCUUCAAAGUUAUACAGAAUAAAAUUAUUUUUAGUAUAAAAUAAUACAAGUUUGGUAAGAUUGGAAGGGAAUGUCUUCUUUCUCUGUCUGGUACAGUUUGACUCUUACUCAGAGGUCUGAAGCAGCUUAAUUACAUUUAAUAUUAAAUAAAGACUUGUACCUGGCAACUCUGAGUGCAGAUCUCUUUCAGUGACCAAAUUAUUGCUCUUAAUAAUCUGUUCCUUCAAACAAUAAAACAUAUUAUUAGGACUAUGUUAAACUCUUCAGUGGCUGAUCCCAUUGCUGUUUCUCUUCUGAUAUCAAAGGAGAAAUUCCCCUUUGGUAGGGUUAGAGCAAGACUUUGGAGAUGUUAUUUUCUAAAGAGGAAAAUCAAAGGAUGCACAGAGAAAUGGCAUAUGUGAUUUGUCUCAAGACUUGAUUCAUAAGAAAUCUGAUGCCCAAAGUGACAAUGCAUAUUCAGAAUUUAGCACAUUACAGCAAAUAGGAACAUCAGACAUUGUGAAGGGCUAGGUUUUCUUUAAUGUGAGUUGCUGUUGCUCUUUCCAAGUAGGUGUUGAGAUCCUCUCUAUGUUACCCAACAUCCAUAAACACUUUCCGUGUGUCUGUCUUGUCAUGGCUACCUUGACUCAUGAAGGUCUAUUGAUUUAAUUGGGGGGUGAGAGUGGUUACAUUACUUUAUAUAGUAUAACCCAAAAUGAACAUCUAAUGAGGCCUAAAAUGAGAUGGAUGUCCCCAGAGAGAAUGGAAUGGGCAAACAGCUGGACCUUCAGAACUCUGACCUGUCCUAUUUUGCAGUGGCCUGGCCUCCAUGCUGUGACUGUACAACCUGCUGACUUUGUUAUCUAAACGUUUUUUGUAACAGACCAUGUUAUACCUGCUUCGGAUGCGAUGUAAAUACCAGACUGUGAAAUAUUAAAAGUUCGUUUUAAUCUCUGCAA